Molecule: messenger RNA, 2127 nt
Organism: Penicillium egyptiacum
Lineage: Eukaryota; Fungi; Ascomycota; Eurotiomycetes; Eurotiales; Aspergillaceae
Source: the annotation of a GenBank genome assembly
AUGGCGCAGGAUCAGGAUCAUCCCUCGCUCUCCACGCCUCCACCGCGCAAACGUCGCCGGGAACCCAUGUCCUGUGAUCCGUGUCGUCGUCGCAAAGUCCGUUGUGACCGGGAAUUCCCUUGUGGCCCAUGUGAGCGUGCGAGAACUUCGCUGCAGUGCUUCUACCGCCCCACGGUCGCUGCCAGCAGCCCCUCCAGUGGUGAAUUCUCCCAGUUCACGGCUCCUUGCGUGCUGGAGGGACAUACGCCUCCUUCCCAAGCCGUUGACCGGCAGACACAGAGCCGUGCGCCUGCACCCACGUCGCAAUCGCAGCCUCAGGACCAAGAUCGGUAUCAGAACAAGAUCCAGGAUCUGGAACGCCGUCUUCGGCGUUUGGAAGAACAUCUUCCCGGCCCUCCGCUCUCUCGAGCCACGACCGUCCUUGGCAAAUUCGACGCCAAAGAAGUAGAACCGUCGCUGCAGGAUGUGGAUGCCAGAUCGGAGUUCGCCAGCAUCUUCAAGGACUGUCGGCAUCUCCGACAGGCCAUCAAGGCCCAAGAGUCGGUUCGACUCAACCAUCCGGGUCCGGACUUGCUGAGCACGCUCCCGACCCAAGCAGUGUGCGAUGUUCUGGUUGAUGCCUAUCUCCGCACCUUCGAGCUCAUCUACCGGGUUAUUCAUAUCCCAUCCUUCUGGGAAGAGUAUCGUCAGUUGUGGGCCCAGCCGCAGUCGACCUCGACCCAUUUCCUGAUGAAGCUGGUCUUGAUCCUCGCCCUGGGUACCACAUUCUACCCAGAUCGAAGCAACAAGGCGCAUCUCCGUCGUCUCGCACACACGUGGAUCUAUGCCACACAAUGGUGGCUAGUCGGACCAUCGGAAAAGUCGACCGUCAAUCUGGAUGGCCUGCAAGUCGGUUGUCUCUUAUUGCUGGCCCGCCAGACGAACAGCCUUCCGGGCACGAGCUGGCUCUCCGCGGGGUCCGUGCUGCGUAUGGCCAUGGCGAUGGGACUACACCGCACUCCCGACCUCUUUCCCGCGCUGUCCGUGUACCAGUCGGAGAUGCGAGACCGACUCUGGGCGACGGUGCUGGAACUGACGUUACUGUCGUCGCUGGAUGCCGCCAUGCCCUUACCGUUCUCCCUACAGGACAUUGACCGCACGUCGCCGUCGAAUCUGGACGACGAGCAGUUCGACCCCGAGACUGAGACGCUUCCCACCCCGCAGUCGAGUCAGCACCUUACUGACUCGUCCAUUCAGGUUCUGCUGCUCAAGUCUCUUCCCGUGCGAGUGGAAGCGGUCCGGCUUGUGAACAACCAGCACCGUCAGGAACUGUCAUACGAAACCGCAUUGAGGCUGGGAAAUGAAUUGCGCUCGGCGUGCCGCGAUAUUGCCACCUUGUUCUACACCAGUCGGAAUCAGUCGAGGAAUGCGGACCGCACUCCGGGCAUGACCAACUUCCAUCUCCGGUUUCUCGACACGUACCUACGUCGAUAUAUCUUGUUCCUGCAUCGCCCGUUCAUGAUUCAGGCUCGCAAAGAUCCACGAUUCUACCUGUCCCGGAAGGUGUGUCUGGAGUCCUGCAUCGUAGUUGCAUCAUAUGCCGAUCAUCUCAAUCUACCGUCAGACACCUUGGAUGACCUCUCUCACCUGACCAUUGCAGGUAGAGGCUCCUUUAAAGGAGCCUUAAGUUUCGAUGUGAUUACAUCCCUGGGGCUGGAAAUUGUCACACAACUCGAGGAGGAGGCUUCCACGCGGCCAUUGGGAUCUUCUCCCCCGUUUGUCGCCGAUUCCCUGGAUGAAAUGGCCAAGGCCCAUCGAGCGCCCUUGAUUCGGAGCCUAGAACACAUUCAGAAGCAGCAGCUGCAGAUUAUCGCUCUCGGAAAUCCCAGUCUGAAGCGAUACAACUUCCUGGCCGCCAUUUUGAGCCAGAUCCGUGCAAUGGAAUCGGGCCAGCCGAUCCAACCCGCCAUUUACGAGACCGUCAAAGAAAGCCUAAAGAAAUGCUAUUUCUUGCUGCAGGCCUCUCACGCAGCCAGUUCGCCGCAGCAAUCAGUUGAGUCGCUGACUAUGGGGACAGACAGUCCUCCAGGUUUUGAUGUGGAUGCUUUAGUAAGUAUUUCUUUCCUCCAGGGCCUUUUUUUUUCCUAG